Molecule: messenger RNA, 1761 nt
Organism: Penicillium taxi
Lineage: Eukaryota; Fungi; Ascomycota; Eurotiomycetes; Eurotiales; Aspergillaceae
Product: MFS transporter
Exons: 7
Coding region: 1-1761 (586 amino acids)
Biological process (GO): transmembrane transport
Molecular function (GO): transmembrane transporter activity
Source: RefSeq, a predicted model, not a curated record
AUGGCGGACCACUUUCCUAUGGAGGAACAGCUGCAGAAGGUCAUGUCUAAGACGGAAGAUGUGAUCAUUUCACCAAAUGAGUCGCAAGGGUCGCAAGAAGAGUCACUGUCAGAUACGGACUCGGAAAUUGUCCACGAGGCUAUUCAACAGAGAUAUGAUGGUCCAUCAGGUCUUCGUUUCCGCCGAGUUGCUUCAAAAACAAUCGUCUCUUUUGGUCCAAACGAUCCAGACAGCCCUUAUAACUGGAACAAGACCAGGAAGUUUCUGGUACUUGCCGCUGGAGUGUUACAGGUCAUGAACAGUACCAUUGCUUCAUCCAUAUGCAGUAACGCUAUUCCCCAGAUCGCUACAGAGUUCGACAUCACGAACCAGCAGAUGCUAGUUCUACCGAUUUCCAUCUUCCUCGUUGGCUACAUCGUGGGUCCACUGCUAUGGGGCCCAAGCUCAGAAUACUUUGGUCGACGAAUGCCAUUGUUAGUUGCAUUUGGCGGAUUUAUGAUAUUCAUGCUAGCAUGUGCCGUGGCCAACUCUUACGCAUCUUUGCUUGUCUUUCGAUUGCUUAACGGCAUGUGUGCGUCGUCGGCAAUUUCCAUAACAGGCGGACUGUUUGCCGAUGUACACGACAAUCCGACCAAGAGAGGUCGACUUAUGGCAUACUAUAUGGCCUGUACAACCUUUGGACCUAUCAUGGGACCGUGGAUAUCCGGUUUCGUCGCCGUCGUCAGCUGGCGAUGGUGCUUUUGGAUCGGACUCAUAUGCGCAGGUGCAUCCUUACCCCUGAUCCUCAUCAUGCCUGAAACAUAUGGCCCAGCUAUCCUGAAGAGUCGUGCGAAGAAGCUUCGAAAGGAGACUGGAAAUCCGAGUAUCAUAUCACCGUUGGAACUGGACAGUCGUAACCUUCGGCAGAUGGCUAUUGUCACGAUAUCUCGACCAUUCCGGAUGAUCCUUCAUGAGUCUAUCGUGUCACUAUCAUCGCUUUACCUUGCGUUGGCUUAUGCCAUUUUCUACCUCUACUUUGAGGCAUAUCCAAUCAUUUUUGAAGGCAUUUAUGGCAUGAGUUCUGGAGUCUCAGGACUGAUGUUCUUGCCAAUCGGCAUUGGCGCAAUUUUGGCGUGCCUUAUAUUCAUUUGGUAUGACGGCUACCUCGCCCGCGCUAAAGCUCGCAAUGCAAGCUGGGCCAACAUCGAAGAGUAUCGGCGCCUUCCACUUGCUUGCAUCGGAGGUCCGCUUUAUGUGAUAGCACUCUUCUGGGUCGGCUGGACUGCUAACCCAAGUAUCCCAUGGGUGGUUCCUUUCCUGUCAGGAAUUCCUUUCGGCAUGGGGUAUCUCUUAAUUUUCAUGACAAUGCUCAAUUACCUGACUGACGCCUACGAGACACUUUCUGCGAGUGCCCAGUCCGCAGCCAGCUGCACGAGAAGCAUCCUCGGUGCACUUCUACCACUCGCCGCCAAGCCGAUGUUCAACCGACUUGGAGUACACUGGGCAUGCAGUCUGAUAGCAUUCCUCGCUAUGGUAGUCUCUAUAAUACCCUUCGCAUUCAUCCGAUACGGCGACCGUAUCAGAGCAAAUAGCAAAUUCUGUCAGGAGCUUAAGGCGAUAAAAGAGGCUGAACAGCUAGAGCUCGAAAGAGAAGAGCGUCUUGAGAAUGGUUCUGAUGAGCUGCAGCCUAUCCCAUCUGUUGCUACUGGUCGAAUGAGUCGGGUUUCCAGAAUCGAUACUGCUCGCAGCAAUGUCGAGAAAGCUUCCAUCAUCUGUGGAUGA